This is a messenger RNA of Arachis stenosperma, 1063 nucleotides long. RefSeq names its product tobamovirus multiplication protein 1-like. The transcript is spliced from 11 exons. The record is from RefSeq and is a predicted model, not a curated record. Bases 74 to 937 code for a protein of 287 amino acids. NCBI's taxonomy places the organism in Eukaryota, Viridiplantae, Streptophyta, Magnoliopsida, Fabales, Fabaceae. Gene Ontology annotation, cellular component: plant-type vacuole membrane.
AGAGAUUGCAUCAUCAUUAAUUCAUUAUUCAUCAAACCGUAAUCCCUCCUUUUCCCUUUCCAAUUAAUCUGCCAUGGACACUGCAUCUUUUUUGUAUUUGCGGUGGCGCCACUGGCAAUGGCACCAUCACCAAGCUAACAACAGCAACUCAACUCUCUGGCAGGACGCUGUUUUCUACAUACUCUGCGCUGCUUAUGCUCUCGUCUCCUCCCUCGCCCUCAUUCAAUUGGUAAGAAUUGAACUCAGAGUUCCUCAAUAUGGCUGGACUACCCAAAAGAUUUUCCAUCUUAUGAACUUCAUUGUCAACGGAGUUCGCGCACUCGUCUUUGGAUUACACAAGCUGGUUUUCCUUUUGCGUCCCAAGGUAUUGGUUUUGGUGCUGUUAGAUCUGCCGGGCCUACUGUUCUUCUCUACCUAUACACUUCUUGUUCUUUUCUGGGCAGAAAUUUAUCACCAGGCAAGGAGCUUACCUACCGAUAAGCUCAAGAUAGUUUAUAUUUCAAUAAAUGGUGCCUUGUAUUUUAUUCAGGUUUGUAUUUGGAUAUACCUUUGGAUAGAUGACAACACUGUUGUGAUAUUCAUCGGAAAGAUAUUUAUUGCAGUUGUGUCAUUUAUGGCUGCAUUAGGCUUCUUGCUAUAUGGAGGAAGAUUAUUUAUCAUGCUGAAGCAUUUCCCUAUCGAAUCUAGAGGGAGAAGGAAGAAACUUCAUGAGGUUGGAUCUGUCACAGCCAUUUGUUUCACCUGUUUUCUGAUAAGAUGUGUUAUGGGUUUUCUAUCUGCAUUCGAUUCAGAUGCAUCUCUUGAUGUUUUCUAUCAUCCUCUUUUGGACUUGAUCUACUACUUGGUGGUUGAGGUGCUACCUUCAGCUUUAGUCCUCUACAUACUGCGCAAAUUGCCACCAAGGAGGAUAUCAGCUCAGUAUCAUCCUAUUCAGUAAUGGUAUAAGAGUUAAGACACUUGUGAGAUUCAGCUUCAUCAGGAGAAGGAUAAGUCUCAUUGUUGUGGUUCAGGCCAAUCACAAAUUUUUAAUGUAGAGAGUAGAGUGGAAGUUUUAUAGUAUAUG